Telopea speciosissima is the source of this 1083-nucleotide messenger RNA. Its product is annotated as putative disease resistance protein At3g14460. The record is from RefSeq and is a predicted model, not a curated record. Bases 1 to 1083 code for a protein of 360 amino acids. The transcript is spliced from 4 exons. NCBI's taxonomy places the organism in Eukaryota, Viridiplantae, Streptophyta, Magnoliopsida, Proteales, Proteaceae.
AUGUAUUCUUUGAACGAGCUGCAGAUGAUGGUUGGACUUCAACACCUCACUUCACUUAGACGUUUGGUAAUUGACAGAUGUCCUAAACUUUUGUCUUUGCUAGACAAUGAUGUUGAGGUGGGACUGCGAGGGGGAGUGGGAGAGGGAGUACUGGUCCUUCCGUCUUGCAUUGAAUAUAUGGAACUUUCCUAUUGUGACAGCCUAAAGAAGCGACCACAAAGCCUAUGCAACCUUCAUUGCCUUAAAGACGCAAUGAUUGAAGGGGCUGUAGGACUGACAUGCUUGCCUAAAGGGCUGGACAAACUCACGUCUCUCCAGACAAUGACAAUUUCAAAGUGUCCAAAUCUUGUGUCCUUGGCGGAAAGGAAGUUGCCAAUUGGACUUCAAUCUUUUUCUAUUGAAGAUUGCCACAAUCUUGAGUCCCUGCCGGAGGAGCUGGACAAACUCACGUCUCUCCAGAUAAUGAGAAUUUCAAAGUGUCCAAAUCUUGUGUCCUUGGCGGAAAUGAAGUUGCCAAUUGAACUUCAAUCUCUUUCUAUUAAAGAAUGCUUAGCUCUUGAGUCCUUUCCAGAUAUGGGGUUACCCACUACGCUUGUGAAUCUGUUCAUUGAAAAAUGUGGAAAACUGAAUUCUUUGCCUCAGGGACUGCACAAACUCAGAAACCUUGAAGCACUGUAUAUUAUGGAAUGCUCUUUUCUUAUGGAUUGCAAACAUCUUGAACCCCUCUGUAGCUUGGGCCUUCAAAAUCUUACCUCUCUUAAAAGUGUCACCAUUGUUGGAUGUCCUGAUCUUGUGUCCAUUCUAAAGGGCCUGCUUCCCACCAAUCUUGAGUAUUUUUACAUCACUGACUGCCCAAUUCUUGAAUCCCUACAUGAUGGACUCUCUGACCUAAACUCUCUUAAUCAUUUGAGUAUCAUUAAUUGUCCAAUACUAGCACAACGAUACCAACAGAAGAAAGGAGACGAGUGGUCCAAGAUUGCCCAAAUCCCUGACGUACAGAUAGAUGGCCGAAGGCAAUACUUUAAUGAGGUGAAUGACGUUGGUGAGGAGAAUGACAUUGAUGAGGAGAAUGACAAGAUGUGA